Messenger RNA from Pseudovirgaria hyperparasitica, 1678 nucleotides. RefSeq lists its product as uncharacterized. Lineage: Eukaryota; Fungi; Ascomycota; Dothideomycetes; Acrospermales; Acrospermaceae. The record is from RefSeq and is a predicted model, not a curated record. The transcript has 3 exons. The coding region runs from base 203 to 1252 and encodes 349 amino acids.
CUGCCAAACACGCAACAUCAUCUACAUUUCUUUCCGAGUCAUCUACAUCGUCGUAGCUUUCCCUGCCACUGUCCUCAAGCCUGUCAAAGCCUUUCAAAGCCAACAUCUAUCUCCCUCUGCCAUUAACCUCACCGUGGGCUGAUCCGGAUCACCCUUACUUGCCCAGCUUCUUCUCAAGCCUCACCAUAUCGCAUCGCCAGCUAUGCGAUUUACGCGAGAAGACUACCUUCCAUUAUCUGCUCUAUUAUUUCUUCCGACCCUUGUAUCGGCCGCAAGUAGCAUAGACUGCCCAAACAUCCGUAUAAACGAUGUUCCCUACGAUCUAUCGGCACUGAAGGGCGCGCAUACUGUAUUCAGGGAACAGAAGAUCCCAGGCGAAAGUAUUCACAACCAGACUUUCACUUUGGACUUAUGCAGUCCCCUUAUAAAAGAGAAAUCCGAUGAUGACUUGAGCCAAUGCAAACAGGGUGCUAAUAUUUGUGGCGUGAAAUAUCUGAUCAACCCAUCAGGUGCCAUUGUAGACGAAGUCGUAUCUGUUGCCGGGCAGUUCGCGAGCUCAUACGGUGGCCAUCAGGACGCGAAAUGGACACGACUAAAAGAUUCGGACUCACACGAAGACUCUAAGAAGGAUGGGCUAAGGUUGGAAAUGAAUGGCGGUCGUCAUCCAAUGGAAGGAAGCGGAGGCACACCCCAACGAGCUCUGAUCGAAUUUAUCUGCGAUCCGGAUGUUGACGGCCUCGACGGUUUAGGCGAGACUGAUCCUCACUUUAAGUCACCCAAGGCGAAAAAUAGACGCGAUGACGAUGGGGGCGACGACGACAAUAACGAUAACGAAAACAAUGGCGGCGACAACGACGGGGAUGAUGAUAGCGACGAUGGUGACCAGCAAGACGACAGCAGGCCUCUGAAGUACAAGAGCUACGAGCGAGAGCUGCCAGGGGGAAAAAAGAUGGACGUUCUGCGUCUUGAGUGGCACACCAAGUAUGCCUGCGAAAAUGCUGAACGUGACGUGCCUAAGAAGUCCAAUGGAUCUUGGGGCUUCUUCACUUGGUUCAUCGUGGUCCUAUUUCUUAGUGUCGCCGCAUAUCUCGUCUUUGGCUCUUGGCUAAACUACAGCCGUUAUGGCGCCCGCGGCUGGGAUCUGUUACCUCAUGGUGACACGAUCCGAGAUCUGCCGUACCUUCUGAAAGAUUGGGCACGACGGGCUACUGGGUCUCUCUCUAGCAGCAGAGGCGGGUACAGCGCAGUCUAGGCACAAUUUCGAUAGGAUCGAAUUUACAUAUAGCUUCAGCAUACGCAGCAGAAUGGAGUUUUGGAGAAUAAGACUUAAUUUAGACUGACAUGUGUUAUUAGUUGUAUCCCCAGCAUAUAAGCAGCUUGCGUGUGUAUCAAUAGUAUAUGGCGUUCGAAAGGAUUUAACUUUGUAUUCCAUGACUCAUGGCAAGUGGUUAAAACCAGAAAAAGCAGAAUCGUGUCAUAGGUAUCGGUCACAUCGCUCUGGUGGGCUGUAUUGAUAUAGCUGUCUAACAAACUAGAUAUAUCAAGGGAAGUCUAUCUAUAAAUGAGUGUAUCUAAUGUACAGUAAUAAAAUGAGACAGGACUAUAAGAGCCUAUCGACGCAUCUCUUUUUCAUCGGUAGUCAUACACAGACGUGGGCCCAAGCAUCUUUCUAAUACUU